AGGAUCGAGUUUGGAGGAGGGAGGGCAAAUUUCAGGCAUAUUAGCAUAGAGAGUCACCACGGGCUACAGUGGACAGACGGUUUUUCUCCCAGGACAUCUUGUGAAAUACUGAAAGAAAGCAGCAACGCAGUAAGAACAACAGCCAUGAAGUUCCAAGCUCUUUUCUUCCUCCUGCUCCUCACCUGCAUGUAUAUGAGUCUGGCACAAGGCUCAUAUGGCAACUGCUGCCUUGGCUAUGUGAAAAAUUUGAGAUCCAGAGCAAAGAAGAACAUUGAAAGUUUCAGGAUGCAGGAAACAGACGGGGACUGCAACCUUCGAGCUGUUGUGUUUCUGAUGAAGAAGAGGGCCAACCAAGCCAAACCGCCGACUGUUUGUGCCAAUCCAAACAAAAAAUGGGUUCAGGAUCUGAUAGAGACUGUGGAGGCAAAAGCGAAAGCGCAGAUUAUAUAAACCCCGAAAAGAAGAGAAACGAGAAGAAUGAGGCAAGCUGUCAGCCAUUAUCUAAAAUCUUUAAUUGGAUGGAUCAUGUUUCAGCACAUCUGUUCUUUCCUGUUGCUGACACAGAAUGUAAAUGUUCACAAGUCACUUAUUAGACUAACGUAGCAUAUAAUGCUAUAGCCAGUAUAACAACAAUCUUUUUUUUUUAUGAGCCAUUGCUAUAUUACUGUUCACUGCUCUAUGAUAUGUGAUAGAGCCUGCUAGGAAUGAGCCACUGCUUGGCAGCUUUGAUUUUUAUUUCCACACUUUGUUUGUGAGCACGUAUGUCAGUGUGUGUAAUGUGAAAAAAAACCCACUUCUGGGUAUAGGUGAGAGUCUUUUUUUUAUACGACAGAUUUUCAUAUUUUUGUAUCAGCAUUUUAAUUGUUCUUUGUGACUUUCUGUUUCCAAUAAAAACACAAAACAAACCAGA
Molecule: messenger RNA, 910 nt
Organism: Notolabrus celidotus (New Zealand spotty)
Lineage: Eukaryota; Metazoa; Chordata; Actinopteri; Labriformes; Labridae
Gene: ccl25b
Product: chemokine (C-C motif) ligand 25b
Exons: 5
Coding region: 145-450 (101 amino acids)
Biological process (GO): neutrophil chemotaxis; immune response; chemokine-mediated signaling pathway
Cellular component (GO): extracellular region
Molecular function (GO): CCR chemokine receptor binding; chemokine activity
Source: RefSeq, a predicted model, not a curated record